Gongylonema pulchrum is the source of this 204-nucleotide messenger RNA. The record is from the annotation of a GenBank genome assembly. Lineage: Eukaryota; Metazoa; Nematoda; Chromadorea; Rhabditida; Gongylonematidae.
AUGGAAGAAUUUUUAUCAAUGAUCGGAUUAGAUCCGCUGAUUAAUCUGUUCGCCAAGGAACAAAUUACACUGGAUGUAUUGUCCAGUAUGACACAUGAUGAUCUAAAAGCUAUUGGUAUUGAUGCAUUUGGUGUACGAUUCCGCUUACUCAAAAAUAUCGAAAAAUUCACAGGAAAGAAGCAGUAUCGUGAGCUUUUUUUUUGA